Messenger RNA from Ogataea philodendri, 768 nucleotides. RefSeq lists its product as uncharacterized. Bases 1 to 768 code for a protein of 255 amino acids. Lineage: Eukaryota; Fungi; Ascomycota; Pichiomycetes; Pichiales; Pichiaceae. The transcript has a single exon. The record is from RefSeq and is a predicted model, not a curated record.
AUGAACAAUGAGACUCGACGGCGGUCUCUUCGAGGAGGAGGAGAGAAGCAGCCUGCUGCUGACGUGUAUGACUUUGACGCGUACCUGCGUACGGGGGUGUCUGAGCAGCUGACCAUGGAAGUUGUGUCCGAGGUUCCUGUGGGUGCACGGCUUCGACACAAUCCCGAGCUGGACGAUUUCCGAGGCAGGAUUGAGCAGUAUCCGGUGAAUCUUGUGGAUCUGCGGGCCAGCAAAGGGCGACGCAAGCCUGCAAAGGUGCAUGUUGAGCCCGGCAAGCGGAAAAAGGACCCGUUGGAGUCCAAGUUCUUUGAAGCGUUCCAUAGCAGAGGAGAGAAGGAGGAAAAGCGAUUUGCACGGGAAGACCGCAACAAGCUUGUUCGCGAGUACCAGAACUGCAAGGAGGCACUAAAGAAGUUUGGGGAAACGCGCGGUGCGCCCAGAGGAGACAGACUGAAGUAUCUGACGGAGGUGACAAAAAUUAACAAUAUCCAGGACCCUGUAGAGGUCCAGAUCAAGUUCAUGCUGACAAUCAAGGAGCUGAUCCAUUUUGCGAUGAACUACGACAAGUUUAAACGUCGGGAAGCCGAUUUGAAGGCCACUUUGGAAGCCGACCGUUGGGACGAGCCGGACGGAGACAUUACGGAAAUACGAGCUCGCAGAAAACGACGGAUGAUCCGAAACCACGGGCCUGUGAUCCGGGUGAAGUUUCUGAACGGUGUCACGCUGGAGCUGGACCCCAUGGGCCGCGCAAAAAUACGUAAGUUAUGA